AUCCUAACUUUUCGUACUCUGCUCCUAUACAUUAAGACAAUAAUCCUAAUAGUACUAGAUCAAUAUCAGUAGGACGACACACCCCGGGCAAGCCAAUUUGUUUGUGUACCUGUAUAAUGUCCGCUGCAUGAAUAAAGUCAUUAAUCCUGUAUUGUCAUGUUCCGAUUCCUUAUCACAUCACAAACUUCAAACUGAUAAGGCAACUUUGAACAUUAAGUUCAACCAUUAUUUUCACAAUUUUUAAAUUUUAUUCAGACUUGGGAUGACUAUUUUCUCCAAAUGCCAGUAAUCACUUGCUAUUUUUACUGAACAUUUUUUUGAAUAGUUUUUGAUUCAAACUAAUAGUAAAUUGUAUUGUAGCGCUCCUUCAACAAGAGACGUUCUUUAUAGUUUUUUGGAAAGUUUGAAUCUAUUCUUUAUUUGUGUAACCUGUUCUUGUUUCGUCUAUUUUUUGGUAUUUCAAAUUUUCAGACAGUUUUAUUGUUUUCCGUCUACAUUUUCCAACAAAUCAUUUUGUUUCAUAUCAAUUUUGUUAAAGAACUCAAAUUUCGAACUGAUAAGACGCCCACGACUGCAAAGUUCAAUUUUUUGGACUGAACAUUAAUGGUGGAGUAUCGUUUUGUUUUAAAUAAUUGAAAAUAUAUCGUAAUUAAAGCAACACAGGGAAAAUUAAUAAAACUCUUCCGAUUUCAAA
This is a messenger RNA of Caenorhabditis elegans, 694 nucleotides long. RefSeq lists its product as uncharacterized. Lineage: Eukaryota; Metazoa; Nematoda; Chromadorea; Rhabditida; Rhabditidae. Bases 128 to 244 code for a protein of 38 amino acids. The record is from RefSeq and is marked reviewed. The transcript has 2 exons.